Messenger RNA from Alnus glutinosa, 687 nucleotides. RefSeq names its product heat shock factor-binding protein-like. The transcript has 5 exons. The coding region runs from base 108 to 380 and encodes 90 amino acids. The record is from RefSeq and is a predicted model, not a curated record. Lineage: Eukaryota; Viridiplantae; Streptophyta; Magnoliopsida; Fagales; Betulaceae. Gene Ontology annotation, cellular component: cytosol; nucleus. Gene Ontology annotation, molecular function: transcription corepressor activity. Gene Ontology annotation, biological process: cellular heat acclimation.
ACUGGGGACUAUAAAUUUGUUACGAGACUCGCCCAUAUUCUCUCUCUCUCACACUCUCUCGCUUCAACCUUCGAAUUGUAGCCAUUGUACGGACUAGCAGAGAGAAUAUGGAUGGGCAUGAUGCAGAAGAUUCUAAGCAAAGCACUGCGGAUAUGACAGUUUUUGUGCAAAAUCUUCUUCAGCAGAUGCAAUCAAGGUUCCAACAAAUGUCCGACUCAAUUGUUACAAAGAUUGAUGAGAUGGGAGGCCGCAUAAAUGAGCUGGAGCAAAGCAUCAACGACCUAAGAGCAGAGAUGGGGGUGGAGGGCUCUCCAUCUCCUAUGGCCCCAUCAUCCCAGCCAAACUCAGAUGAAGUGAAGAAAGAUGAAGGUUCUGCAUAGAGUUAACAAAGUGCAUGUUUUACAUUGAGUUGAUGAGUUUGAUUUGAUGCCCGCUUUCCGUCUGUCAUUAUGCCUGGGAAACGAGAACUGCUCUUACAUGGAAUAUGAGUGCCCCCUCUUUUGUCUUUUUAGUUAAUGUUUCGCUGUUUUCCUUAUAUAAAUACAAUACAGUGCUGGCAUUAGUCAUUUCUUACCCCUUUGAAAUGUAGUGGUUUUGUGAUUAAAGUAGGGAAGUUAUGAAUAUGAGAAUCUAUGCAAGUGGAACUGUUCCUCAGUCUGACCCAACUUGGGCAUUAUUAUAGUUUCA